AUGUGGACCUCUGUGGCGCCGGUGCUGCUGCUGAGUGCUGCCGCCGCCGCCUCCCGCCCGCCAGACGUGGCGGCCGCCUCUGCGCGGCUGCUGCUGCGCGACGCGUACCCCGUGUGGCAGCCGCGGUCUGCGCCGCGCGACUCUGGCCGCCGGCUGCUGCUGACGCCGCUGCUGGAGGCGGGGCUGGACGCGGCGGCGCGCCGCCUGUGCCAGGUGCGCGGCGACCGCUUCCCCGCCGACACGCCCAGCUACUCGGGCUUCCUCACCGUCGACAAGCAGCGCGACGCACACCUCUUCUUCUGGUUCUUCCCCGCCAAGAUCCGCGUGGAGGAGUCGCCGAUCGUGCUGUGGCUGCAGGGCGGGCCCGGCGCCUCGUCGCUGUUCGGCCUCUUCACCGAGAUGGGGCCCUUCUCCGUCGUCAAUAACGGCACCACGCUGCGGCCCAACCCACACUCCUGGCACCACGGACACUCGCUCCUCUUCAUAGACAACCCCGUCGGCACAGGCUUCAGCUUUACGGACCGCGACGACGGCUACGCGACGGACAUGCCGCAGGUAGGCGAGGACCUGUACGAGGCGCUGCAGCAGUUCUUCACGCUCUUCCCGGGACUCCGGGAACGGCCCUUCUUCGUCGCAGGAGAAUCCUUUGCCGGAAAAUACAUCCCGGUAGUGGGCUACACAAUACUGGAACGCAACAAGGUCGCCUACGAACCCAUUAAUCUCCAAGGCGUGCUGAUCGGGAACGGCUUCUUCGACCCGGAGCACAUGCAGGCGUACAGCGAGCUGUCGUACGCCAUGGGCCUGGUGGACCACCGAGUGCGACAGGAGAUGCGCCGCUCGCAGGAGGCCACGGUCGCCGCCAUCCGCGCCGGCAACCUCGAGGAGGCCUACGUCACGUGGGUGCAGACGCUGACGCUGCUGUCGCUCAACUCUCGCCACCUGUCGCUGUACCACCUGCUGCGGGAGAGCGAGCUCUCGCUUUACGGCGACGGCACCUUCGCCGACUUUCUGCAGAGCGCCGACGUCCGCCGUGCCAUACACGUGGGCGACGCCGAGUUCUCCAGCGUCGGUCAGGUGUACGCGAAGAUGGUGCCGCGCUUCAUGUCGACGGCGCGCCACUGGCUGGAGCACCUGCUGGACUCCGGGACCCGCGUGCUGUGCUACAGCGGCCAGCUGGACCUCAUCGUCGCCUAUGCGCUCUCGGCGGACGCCUUCCGCCACUUGCAGUGGCAGCACGCAGCCCAGUACAGGGAGGCUGACAGACAACCAUGGUACGUUGGAAGCAGCCUCGCUGGAUACAUGAAGACCGGAGGGAAUCUGACGGAACUCUUGGUUCGAGGAGCAGGUCAUAUGGUGCCGACGGACAAGCCAGAAUUCGCUCUUCAGAUGGUAACGGAUUUCACAAGAGGAAGGCUUCCUUGAACGUCAAGACAUCCAUCUGUCACUGAGAGGAUCCGAUAGACUGCCGAAUUUACGUACCUAUGAACGUGUGUGGAGUGAAGGAAGUGGACAAAGAGUUGGUACUGAUUCAGUGGCACGAAGAACUUCGCUUUGCUGGGUGACUGUAAAUCAAAUGCAAACCAGGACAUACAGAUGUUUUGUUAAAUAGUCUUGUAUUUCUGCAUCUAAAUCGAAAUUAGUAUAGUUAUGUACGGUUGAUGCGUAAAAUAUGUCAAGUCUAAAAACGACAUUCUGACAAGAAACU
Messenger RNA from Schistocerca serialis cubense, 1705 nucleotides. Its product is annotated as venom serine carboxypeptidase-like. The transcript has 8 exons. Gene Ontology annotation, molecular function: serine-type carboxypeptidase activity. The coding region runs from base 1 to 1422 and encodes 473 amino acids. The record is from RefSeq and is a predicted model, not a curated record. Gene Ontology annotation, biological process: proteolysis. Lineage: Eukaryota; Metazoa; Arthropoda; Insecta; Orthoptera; Acrididae.